ACCACACAGAGUCAACAGUCAAACAUACACAGCAAGUCCAUGCAACUCGCAUCAAGCCCUCGGAUAAAGUCUUAACAAGCCGCGGACCCGGGUAUCACACAGACGUGAGGCACAUCUGGAUGCGCAGUCACACCCUGUUACGCGGCCCGUCACGCCACUACCAGUACCAACUAUCCAGCCUCAUUAAGCGCCAACAAACGGCACCAAAGCUCCAGCGAUCCCGGAUGAGCGCCGCAACGAGUGGGAAGGGCUCCUUACCCCACCAGAUGCGCACUGCCGCCGAGCCCCGCCAAAACCGGCUAUACAAUGUCCGGCUGUCGCAUAUCGAGCAGGUCAACCCCUGUGUGCGACUGCUGCAACUAACCAUUCCCCCGGAGGUGCAAAACCCGGACGAUAGCAGCUAUCAGGAAAGUGAUCAGGAAUCCCAACCCCCACCCCAACCAUUAACCUUCCUCCCCGGCCAAUGGCUCGACGUGCACAUCCCCUCCAUCUCCAACGCAGGCGGCUUCAGCAUCACCUCCACCCCCGCGGACGCACAGGUCCUGCCCUCGCUCGCAAACCAAGACUCCGACGCCGUGCAAGCCAUCGUCAACAACGACGCGACGGGUCUGCCCCCGCUCAAUCCGGACGGCCGACCGCCGUACGUAGAACUCGCCGUGCGCGCCGCACCGUCGAACCCCGCCAGCGCAUGGCUCUGGAAGCCCGCGGAGGAGAUCCUUGGCUCCGAGCUCGCCAUCCGCGUAGGAGGGAGCUUUGUGUGGCCGCCGUCGGGGGUGCGGUUGGGUGAUGUGCGGAAUGUGGUGUUCAUUGCGGGGGGUGUGGGGAUUAACCCACUAAUCUCCAUGCUCUCCCACCUCAACAACGACGACGAAGCAACCACCACCCUCCGCCACCCUUCCCUCAACAUCCGUUUCCUCUACUCCACCAAGUUGCCUCAGCCAGACAAGGCAACCACCCCAACAACUAACCCCGAGAAGCGCCUGGACCAGAUCCUCUUCCUCUCACGCCUCCGAGAGAUCGUCAACAUCCAGUCGCAGCUGCGUCGGCUCCGGAUUGCACUGGACCUAUUCAUCACAGACCUGGACGACGACACUCGCGGGGUUUCCUUUGAUGACCUGCGGAUACACGGGCGUCGGAUCAAUGCCGAUGACCUACGGGCUGCGGCGAUCUCGGAAGACGGUACCAUCGAGCCUGAGAAGACGGUGUGUUAUGUGUGCGGACCGCCGGGGAUGACCGAUGACAUCGUCGGGAAAUUGGAGGGGUUACUCGGGGGUGGGGAAAGAGUGUUUUAUGAGAAGUGGUGGUGAGGAAGCGGAAGAAAGCCUCAAUUUUUGUUUAGUUAAUGGGCAG
This is a messenger RNA of Aspergillus saccharolyticus JOP 1030-1, 1350 nucleotides long. Its product is annotated as FAD-dependent oxidoreductase. The coding region runs from base 120 to 1307 and encodes 395 amino acids. The record is from RefSeq and is a predicted model, not a curated record. Gene Ontology annotation, molecular function: oxidoreductase activity. NCBI's taxonomy places the organism in Eukaryota, Fungi, Ascomycota, Eurotiomycetes, Eurotiales, Aspergillaceae. Gene Ontology annotation, cellular component: mitochondrion. The transcript is spliced from 3 exons.